Messenger RNA from Nothoprocta perdicaria, 10350 nucleotides. RefSeq names its product plectin (gene PLEC). Gene Ontology annotation, molecular function: cadherin binding; ankyrin binding; structural constituent of cytoskeleton. Gene Ontology annotation, biological process: wound healing; intermediate filament cytoskeleton organization; hemidesmosome assembly. Gene Ontology annotation, cellular component: perinuclear region of cytoplasm; sarcolemma; cytoskeleton. The coding region runs from base 1 to 10350 and encodes 3449 amino acids. The record is from RefSeq and is a predicted model, not a curated record. Lineage: Eukaryota; Metazoa; Chordata; Aves; Tinamiformes; Tinamidae. The transcript has 8 exons.
AUGCACCGCGGCACCAUGCGCGAUGGCACCGUGUGCUACAGCACCAUGCGCCGCAGCACCGUGCGCGGCGGCACCAUGCGCGGUGGCAGCAUGCGCAAUGGCAGCAUGCGUGGCGGCUCCAUGCGCCGCAGCACCGUGCGCGGUGGCACCAAGCUGCUGGAGGAGUGCGAGCGCAACAAGGAGAAGGUGGAGCAGUGCCAGCGGCACGCCAAGCAGUACAUAGACGCCAUCAAGGACUACGAGCUGCAGCUCGUGACCUUCAAGGCGCAGGUGGAGCCCRUGGCCUCCCCGGCCAAGAAGCCCAAGGUGCAGUCGGCCUCCGACAGCAUCAUCCAGGAGGUGGGCACGGCGCCCGGGGCCCAGCCCUUGGCUCUCCCUGUCCUCAGCGGGGACUACGAGCUGCAGCUCGUGACCUUCAAGGCGCAGGUGGAGCCCAUGGCCUCCCCGGCCAAGAAGCCCAAGGUGCAGUCGGCCUCCGACAGCAUCAUCCAGGAGCCGCCGGCACCACCCGCAGCGCGCGGGGACCCCGGAGCCGCUGCGCGCGCUGCAGCGAGCCCGUGUCCACGCGCGUGCAGCGCUGUGGCCGCCCUCCGUGUGAUUUGUCUCUCCCCCUCUCUGUCCCCCUGCACCCUGUCCCCGCUGCAGAAGGCAGCCGAGAAGCUGAAGGAGGAGGAGCGCAGGCGGCUGGCGGAGGUGGAGGCCGAGCUGCAGAAGCAGCGGCAGCUGGCUGAGGCGCACGCCGCGGCCAAGGCGCAGGCGGAGGCGGAGGCGCGGGAGCUGCAGCUGCGCAUGCAGGAGGAGGUGACGCGGCGGGAGGUGGUGGCCGUGGACGCCGAGCAGCAGAAGCAGAACAUCCAGCAGGAGCUGCUGCAGCUGCGGCACAACUCGGAGCAGCAGAUCAAGUCCAAGGAGAAGCUCGUGGAGGAGGCCGAGCAGAGCCGCAGGAAGGUGGAGGAGGAGAUCCGCCUGAUCCGGCUGCAGCUGGAGAGCACGGAGCGGCAGCGCGCCGGCGCCGAGGCGGAGCUGCAGGAGCUGCGGGCGCGCGCCGAGGACGCCGAGCGCCAGAAGAGGCAGGCGCAGGAGGAGGCCGAGCGGCUGCGGCGGCAGGUCAAGGACGAGAGCCAGAAGAAGCGCGAGGCCGAGCAGGAGCUGGAGCGCAAGGUGCAGGCGGAGCAGGAGGCCGCGCGCGAGAAGCAGCGGGCCGAGGCGGACCUGGAGCGGCUGCGGCUGCAGGCGGAGGAGGCCGAGCGGCGCAUGCGGCAGGCGGAGCUGGAGAAGGAGCGGCAGAUCCAGGUGGCGCAGGAGGCGGCGCAGCGCAGCGCCGCGGCCGAGCUGCAGAGCAAGCGGCUCUCCUUCGCCGAGAAGACGGCGCAGCUGGAGCUGUCGCUGCAGCAGGAGCACAUCGCGGUGGCGCAGCUGCAGGAGGAGGCCGAGCGGCUGCAGAGGCUGCAGCGGGAGGCCGAGGAGUCGCGCGAGGAGGCCGAGAGGGAGCUGGAGCGCUGGCGGCAGAAGGCCAACGAGGCGCUGCGGCUGCGGCUGCAGGCCGAGGAGGUGGCGCACAAGAAGGCGCUGGCGCAGGAGGAGGCCGAGAAGCAGAAGGAGGACGCGGAGCGGGAGGCCCGCAAGCGCGCCAAGGCCGAGGAGGCGGCCGUGCGGCAGAAGGAGCUGGCCGAGGAGGAGCUGCAGCGGCAGCGGCUCGCCGCCGAGGGCACGGCGCAGCAGAAGCUGGCGGCCGAGCAGGAGCUCAUCCGCCUGAAGGCGGACAUGGARAACGGCGAGCAGCAGCGGCUGCUCCUCGAGGAGGAGCUCUCGCGCCUCAAGGACGAGGUGAGCGAGGCCGUGGAGAGGCGGCGGGAGCUGGAGGAGGAGCUGGCCAAGCUGCGCGCCGAGAUGGACGUGCUGCUGGAGAGCAAGGCCAAGGCCGAGGAGGAGUCGCGCUCCUCCAGCGAGAAGUCCAAGCAGCGGCUGGAGGCGGAGGCCGGCAAGCUGCGGGAGCUGGCCGAGGAGGCCGCGCGGCUGCGCGCGCUCUCCGAGGAGGCCAAGCGGCAGCGGCAGCUGGCCGAGGAGGAGGCCGGGCGGCAGCGCGCCGAGGCCGAGCGCAUCCUCAAGGAGAAGCUGGCGGCCAUCAACGAGGCGUCGCGCCUCAAGGCGGAGGCCGAGAUCGCCCUGAAGGAGAAGGAGGCCGAGAACGAGCGGCUGCGGAGGCUGGCGGAGGACGAGGCCUACCAGCGCAAGCUGCUGGAGGAGCAGGCCGCGCAGCACAAGCAGGACAUCGAGGAGAAGAUCGCCCUGCUGAAGCGCUCCUCGGAGAGCGAGCUGGAGCGGCAGAAGGGCCUCGUGGAGGACACGCUGCGGCAGCGGCGCCUCGUCGAGGACGAGAUCCGCGCGCUGAAGCUCAGCUUCGAGAAGGCGUCGGCGGGCAAGGCGGAGCUGGAGCGCGAGCUGGGCCGCAUCCGCGGCGAGGCCGACGAGGUGCAGCGGCUGCGCGAGCAGGCGGAGCGCGAGGAGGCCGCCGAGGCGCUGCGCAAGGAGGCCGAGCUGGAGGCGGCGCGGCGCGCGCAGGCCGAGCAGGCGGCGCUGCGGCAGAAGCAGCUGGCCGACGCCGAGAUGGAGAAGCACAAGAAGUUCGCGGAGCAGACGCUGCGGCAGAAGGCGCAGGUGGAGCAGGAGCUGGCCAAGGUGAAGGUGCAGCUGGACGAGACCGACCACCAGAAGGGCAUCCUGGACGAGGAGCUGCAGCGGCUCAAGGAGGAGGUGACCGACGCCGUGCGGCAGAAGGCCCAGGUGGAGGAGGAGCUCCUCAAGGUGCGCGUGCAGAUGGAGGAGCUGGCCAAGCUCAAGAGCCGCAUCGAGGAGGAGAACAAGGCGCUCAUCCUCAAGGACAAGGACAACACGCAGAAGUUCCUGGCCGAGGAGGCCGAGAAGAUGAAGCAGGUGGCGGAGGAGGCGGCGCGGCUCAGCGUGGAGGCCCAGGAGGCCGCCCGCCUGCGCAAGCUGGCCGAGGACGACCUGGCGCAGCAGCGCGCGCUGGCCGAGAGGAUGCUGAAGGAGAAGAUGCAGGCGGUGCAGGAGGCCACGCGGCUGCGGGCCGAGGCCGAGGCGCUGCAGAAGCAGAAGGAGCUGGCGCAGGAGCACGCCAAGCGGCUGCAGGAGGACAAGGAGCAGAUGCAGCAGCGSCUGGCCGAGGAGACGGAGGGCUUCCAGAAGACGCUGGAGGCCGAGCGCCGGCGGCAGCUGGAGAUGAGCGCCGAGGCCGAGCGCCUCAAGCUGCACGUGGCCGAGAUGAGCGCGGCGCAAGCCAGGGCCGAGGAGGAGGCCAAGCGCUUCAAGAGGCAGGCGGAGGAGAUCAGCGGCAGGCUGCACGAGACCGAGCUGGCCACGCAGGAGAAGAUGACGCUGGUGCACACGCUGGAGAUGCAGCGGCAGCAGAGCGACCAGGACGCCGAGAGGCUGCGCGAGGCCAUCGCGGAGCUCGAGCAGGAGAAGGAGAAGCUGAAGCAGGAGGCGGCCUCGCUGCAGCAGAAGGCCGAGGAGAUGCAGGUGGCCCAGCAGGCGCAGCUGCGCCAGGAGACGCAGAUCCUGCAGCAGAGCUUCCUGACGGAGAAGGACGCCCUGCUCCAGAAGGAGAAGUUCAUCGAGGAGGAGAAAGCCAAGCUGGAGAAGCUCUUCCAGGACGAGGUGAACAAGGCCAAGAGCCUGAAGGCCGAGCAGGAGCGGCAGCAGCAGGAGAUGGAGCAGGAGAAGCAGCAGCUGAAAGCCAUGCUGGACGAAGCCAAGAGGCACCAGAAGGAGGCGGAGGAGAACGUGCGGCACAAGCAGGAGGAGCUGCAGCAGCUGGAGAGACGGCGGCAGCAGCAGGAGAAGCUCCUCGAGGAGGAGAACAAGAAGCUCCGGGAGAGGCUUGAGCAGAUGCAGGAGGAGCACAGGGCCGCCCUGGCGCAGACGCGCGAGAUCAUGAUCCAGACGGACGAGCUGCCCGCGGAGGCGGCGGUCCCGGCCGCGCCGCUGCCGGACGCCAAGGCCGUGCCCAACGGCAGGGACGUGGUGGACGGCGUGGCGCAGAACGGCGAGCCCGAGUUCGCCUUCGAUGGCAUCCGCCAGAAGGUGUCCGCAGAGACGCUGGCGGAGGCUGGCAUCUUGACCAAGGAGAGCCUGGACAAGCUGGCGAAGGGCGCGGUGAGCGUUGGCGAGCUCGCGCAGAGGGACGACGUCAGGAGGUACCUGCAGGGCAGGAGCAGCAUUGCCGGCCUGCUCAUCAAGCCCGGCAACCAGAAGAUGAGCAUUUACGAAGCCAUGAAGAGCAAGCUGCUGGCGCCGGGCACCGCGCUGGUGCUGCUGGAAGCGCAGGCCGCCUCGGGCUUCAUCGUCGACCCCGUGCGCAACGUGAGGCUCUCGGUGAACGAAGCGGUGAGGGAAGGAGUGAUCGGGCCCGAGCUGCACAACAAGCUGCUGUCGGCGGAGCGGGCGGUCACGGGCUACAAGGACCCCUACACGGGGGACAAGAUCUCGCUCUUCCAGGCCAUGCAGAAGGAGCUCAUCGUGAGGGAGCACGGCGUCCGCCUGCUCGAGGCGCAGAUCGCCACGGGCGGCAUCAUCGACCCCGUGCACAGCCACCGCCUGCCCGUGGAGGUGGCCUACCGGCGCGGCUACUUCGACGAGGACAUGAACCGCGUSCUCUSCGACSCCWSSGACGACACCAAGGGCUUCUUCGACCCCAACACGCAGGAGAACCUCACCUACCUGCAGCUCAUGGAGCGCUGCGUSACCGACCCGGACACGGGGCUCUGCCUCCUGCCGCUCACCGACCAGGCGGCCAAAGCCGGGGAGCUGCUCUACACCGACACGGAAGCCAAGGAUGUCUUCAAGAAGGCCACGGUGAUGGCGCCGUUUGGCAAGUUCCAAGGGAAGACGGUGACCAUCUGGGAGAUCAUCAACUCGGAGUACUUCACCGAGGACCAAAGGCGGGACCUGAUCCAGCAGUACAGGACGGGCAAGAUCACCGUGGAGAAGAUCAUUAAGAUCAUCAUCACGGUCGUGGAGGAAAGCGAGAAGAAGAGCCAGAUGCUGUUCGAGGGCCUCCGAGCCCCCGUGCCUGCUGCCGAGCUCUUGGAGAGCAAGGUCCUCACCAAGGACCUCUACAACCAGCUGCAGCAGGGCAAGCGGGCCGUGCAGGACGUGGCGCAGAUGGAGUCCGUGAGGCAGUACCUGAGGGGCACGGGCGCCAUCGCCGGCGUCCUCGUGGAGUCAACCGGCCAGAAGUUCACCUUCUACGAGGCCUUGAAGAGGAACCUGCUGAAGGCCGAGGUGGCGCUGCCCUUGCUGGAGGCGCAGGCCGCCGCGGGCUUUAUCAUCGAGCCCGUGAGCAACACGCUCUACUCCGUUGACGAGGCGGUGAAGGCCGAGGCCGUGGGGCCGGAGUUCCACGAGAAGCUGCUGUCCGCGGAGAAGGCCGUGACCGGCUACAAGGACCCCUACACGGGCCAGACCGUGUCCCUCUUCCAGGCCCUCAAGAAGGGCCUCAUCCCCACCGAGACCGGCGUGCGCCUGCUGGACGUCCAGCUGGCCACCGGCGGCAUCGUYGACCCCGUCCACAGCCACCGGCUCCCGCUUGAGGUGGCCUACAAGCGGGGCUACCUGGACCCCGAGAUGAACUCCGCGCUGUCCCAGUUCCUGGAGGAGGCCAAGGUUUUCUACUGCCCCAACACGCAGGAGAACCUCACCUACGGCCAGCUGCAGAAGAGCUGCCGGCGGGACGAGCAGACGGGCCUCUACCUGCUGCCCCUCUCGGACGAGGCCAUCCAGUCGCAGCAGGAGGAGGUCUACACGGACGGCCAGGCGAGGGAGUGCCUCGAGAAGGCCACCGUGGAGGUGCCGUCGGGCAGCCUCAAGGGCCGCACCAUGACCGUGUGGGAGCUCAUCCACUCGGAGUACUUCACCGAGGAGCACAGGCGGGAGCUCCUCCGGCAGUACAAGACGGGCAAGGUGACCGUCGAGAAGAUCAUCAAGAUCAUGAUCACCAUCAUCGAGGAGACGGAGACCAAGAGGCAGGAGAAGCUGACCUUCAGCGGCCUGCGGGCGCCGGUGGCUGCCCGCGAGCUGGUGGAGUCCUGCAUCCUCAGCGAAGCGCAGUACGAGCAGCUGAAGGAAGGCAAGAAGUCGGUGAAGGACCUCUCGGAGACGGACUCGGUGAAGCGGUACCUGCGGGGCAGCGACUGCAUCGCCGGCAUCUACGUGGAGGCGACCAAAGAGAAGCUGAACAUCUACGAGGCCAUGAAGAGGAACCUGCUGAGGCCCAGCACGGCCGUGGUGCUGCUGGAGGCGCAGGCUGCCACCGGCUUCCUCGUGGAUCCCGUGAGGAACCGCAGGCUGUGCGUCAACGAGGCGGUGAGGGCGGGCAUCGUCGGGCCCGAGCUGCACGAGAAGCUGCUGUCGGCCGAGAAGGCGGUGACGGGCUACAAGGACCCCUACUCGGGCGGCACCAUCUCGCUCUUCGAGGCCAUGCAGAAGGAGCUCAUCGUGAGGGAGCACGGCGUCCGCCUGCUCGAGGCGCAGAUCGCCACGGGCGGCAUCAUCGACCCCGUGCACAGCCACCGCGUGCCCGUGGAGGUGGCCUACCGGCGCGGCUACUUCGACGAGGAGAUGAACCAGAUCCUCUCCGACCCCUCGGACGACACCAAGGGCUUCUUCGACCCCAACACGCACGAGAACCUCACCUACCGGCAGCUGAAGGAGAGGUGCGUGGAGGACCCCGAGACGGGGCUGCUCCUGCUGCCSCUCCGGGAGCCGGAGAGGCCCGCCGUGGUGGAGACCACGCAGGUGUACACGGAGGCGGAGACGCGCAGGGUGUUUGAGGAGACGCAGGUGGACAUCCCCGUGGGCAGCAGGGCGGGCUCCUCCAUGACGCUCUGGGAGAUCAUGAACUCGGACCUGCUGCCCGAGGAGCAGCGGAGGCACCUCAUGGAGGAGUUCCAGUCGGGCCGCGUGUCCAAGGAGCGCAUGAUCAUCAUCAUCAUCGAGAUCAUUGAGAGGACCGAGAUCAUCCGGCAGCAGAACCUCGCCUCCUACGACUACGUGCGGCGCCGCAUCACGGCCGAGGACCUCUACGAGGCCACCAUCAUCUCCUUGGACAUCUACAACCUGCUCAAGCAGGGCUCCAAGACCAUCCGGGAGCUGCUGGACAUAGAGACCGUGUGGAAACACCUCUACGGGUCGGGCUGCGUCGCCGGCAUCUACGUCCCGUCGUCCAAGCAGAAGCUCAGCAUCUACCAGGCGCUCAAGAAGGGGCUCAUCAGCGCCGAGGUGGCCCGCUCCCUCUUGGAAGCGCAGGCGGCCACGGGCUUCAUGAUCGAUCCCAUCAAGAACGAGAGGCUGACGGUGGACGAGGCGGUGAGGAAGGGCGUCGUGGGGCCCGAAAUCCACGACCGCCUCCUGUCCGCGGAGCGGGCCGUGACCGGUUACAGAGACCCGUACAGCGAGCAGAAGAUCUCCCUCUUCCAGGCCAUGAAGAAGGAGCUCAUCCCCAGCGAGGAGGCCCUGAAGCUCCUGGACGCCCAGCUCGCCACGGGCGGCGUCGUCGACCCGCACCUGGGCUUCCACCUGCCCCUGGAGGUGGCCUACCAGCGCGGCUUCAUCAACAAGGAGACCCACGACAUGCUGGCCGAGCCCAGCGAGGUGCGCGCCUACGUGGACCCGUCCACGGACGAGAAGCUGAGCUACACGCAGCUGCUGCGGCGCUGCCGCGCGGACGAGGGCAGCGGGCUGCUGCUGCUGCCGCUCUGCGACGCCCGCCGCCUCACCUUCCGCGGCCUGCGCAAGCAGAUCACCGUGGAGGAGCUGGUGCGCUCGCACGUCAUGGACGAGGCGACGGCCCAGCGCCUCCAGGAGGGCCUCACCUCCGUGGAGGAGGUCUCCAGGGACCUCAAGAAGUUCCUGGAGGGCACCAGCUGCAUCGCCGGCGUCUUCGUGGACUCCACCAAGGAGCGCCUGUCCGUCUACCAGGCCAUGAAGAAGGGCAUCAUCAGGCCGGGCACCGCCUUCGAGCUCCUGGAGGCGCAGGCCGCCACGGGCUACGUCAUCGACCCCAUCAAGGGGCUCAAGCUGAACGUGGAGGAGGCCGUGCGCAUGGGCAUCGUGGGCCCCGAGUUCAAGGACAAGCUGCUGUCCGCCGAGCGCGCCGUGACGGGCUACCGCGAUCCCUACAGCGGCAAGCUCAUCUCCCUCUUCCAGGCCAUGAAGAAGGGGCUCAUCCUGAAGGACCACGGCAUCCGCUUGCUGGAGGCGCAGAUCGCCACGGGCGGCAUCAUCGACCCCGAGGAGAGCCACCGCCUGCCCGUGGAGAUGGCCUACAAGAGGGGCCUCUUCGACGAGGAGAUGAACGAGAUCCUGCUGGACCCCAGCGACGACACCAAGGGCUUCUUCGACCCCAACACCGAGGAGAACCUCACCUACCUGCAGCUCAUGGAGCGCUGCGUCACCGACCCGGAGACCGGCCUCUGCCUCCUGCCCCUCAAGGAGAAGAAGCGGGAGAGGAAGACGUCCUCCAAGUCGUCCGUGCGCAAGCGCAGGGUGGUGAUCGUGGACCCCGAGACGGGCAAGGAGAUGUCGGUGUACGAAGCGUACCGCAAGGGCCUCAUCGACCACCAGACCUACCUGGAGCUGUCGGAGCAGGAGUGCGAGUGGGAGGAGAUCACCACGUCGUCCUCCGACGGCGUGGUCAAGUCCAUGAUCAUCGACCGGCGCUCGGGCCGCCAGUACGACAUCGACGACGCCCUCGGCAAGGGCCUCAUCGACCAGUCGGCGCUGGACCAGUACCGCGCGGGCACGCUCUCCAUCACCGAGUUCGCCGACAUGCUCUCGGGCAACGCGGGCGGCUUCCGCUCGCGCUCCUCCUCCGUGGGCUCGUCCUCCUCGUACACGGCGAGCCCGGCRCCCGGGCGCGCGCCCGCGCCCGCCUGGAGCGACCCCACGGAGGAGACGGGCCCCGUGGCCGGCAUCCUGGACACCGACACGCUGGAGAAGGUGUCCGUCACGGAGGCCAUGCGCCGCAACCUCGUGGACAACAUCACGGGGCAGAGGCUGCUGGAGGCGCAGGCGUGCACGGGGGGCAUCAUCGACCCGGCCAGCGGCGAGAGGUGCUCGGUGGCCGACGCCGUGAGCAAGGGGCUGGUGGACAAGCUCAUGGUGGACCGCAUCAACCUGGCGCAGAAGGCCUUCCACGGCUUCGAGGACCCGCGCACCAAGACGCGCAUGUCGGCGGCGCAGGCGCUCAAGAAGGGCUGGCUCUACUACGAGGCCGGGCAGCGCUUCCUGGAGGUGCAGUACCUCACGGGCGGCCUCAUCGAGCCCGACGCGCGCGGCCGCGUCUCCCUGGACGAGGCGCUGCACAAGGGCACCAUCGACGCGCGCACGGCGCAGAAGCUGCGCGACGUGGCCACCUACGCCAAGUACCUCACGUGCCCCAAGACGAAGCUCAAGAUCUCCUACAAGGACGCCAUGGAGCGCAGCAUGAUCGAGGAGGGCACCGGCCUCCGCCUCCUGGAGGCCUCGGCGCGCUCCAGCAAGGGCUACUACAGCCCCUACAGCGUGGGCAGCGGCGCCGGCUCGGCGGCCGGCUCGCGCUCGGCACCGCUGCAGGAGCCAUUGCAGCCGACACCAUUGCAUCCCUCAUCAUUGCAGCUGCAGGAGCCGUUGGAGCCGGCACCAUUGCAGCCCCCGUCAUUGCAACCAGCACCACUGCAGCCGCAGGACCCAUUGCAGCCGCCACCAUUGCAUCCCUCAUCAUUGCAGCUGCAGGCACCAUUGCAGCUGCAGGAGCCAUUGAGGCCAGCACCACUGCAGCCAUCACCACCACCGCAGCUGCAGUCACCGUUGCAGCUGCAGGAGCCGUUGAAGCCAGCGCCAUUGCAGCCAUCACCGCCGCAGCUGCAGGCACCGUUGCAGCUGCAGGAGCCGUUGAAGCCAGCGCCAUUGCAGCCAUCACCACCGCAGCUGCAGGAGCCAUUGCAGCUGCAGGAGCCGGUGAAGCAGGCGCCACUGCAGCCAUCACCACCGCAGCUGCAGGCACCGUUGCAGCUGCAGGAGCCGGUGAAGCAGGUGCCAUUGCAGCCAUCACCACCGCAGCUGCAGGCACCGUUGUGGCUGCAGGCACCGUUGCAGCUGCAGGCACCGUCGCAGCCGCCACCACUGCACCUGCAGUCACCGUUGGAGCUGCAGUCACCAUUGCAGCCGUCACCAUCGCCGCUGCAGCCUGCGCCGCUGCAGCCAGCCCCGUUGCAGCCGCCCGGAGGCUGCGCGCGGGAGGCCRGCGGGCAGCGCUGCGGGCUGCAGGUCCCGGCGCUGCGCGCGGUCUAG